AAUAGGUGCAAUUGGAUUCUAUUUGGAAUCGGUCAUUAUACACAAGUAAACAUUUUAACAAUAUAGUCUGCAUUGACGUUUUUGCAUAGAUCAACAACAAUUUAUAUUUGUUAAAAUUGCGAACAUCGCAAUCUGAAACUGCAAUCAGCAAAGGCCAAAGGCGAGAGUACGUAAAAACAACGAGACCCGCACCAUCACUAUUGUAAUCAUCAACACAAGUCGUGAAUUAGCUCUAUCGGCUCAUUGGAACAUUCAGUCUUUGUGUGCCAACGAAAUGCUGCAGUUGAUGGUUUAGCUAGAAAUACACAUCGUUCUUGUUGUUAAGUGUUAAAGUGUUCCGUACGAAUAAUUUGCCAAAUACACUUUUGUGCCUUAAUAAUCAUAUAAAAUAAAAAAAAUGUCGUUGAAGGCAAAAAUUGUGCUGUCGAUUGCGUUUUUCGCUGUCAUCGUCGAAACCGUGUUGAGCAGCCCUUCCACUGCGGAUCUCGACAUAAGUCAAAUAAAUGUUAACGACCUACAACAAAAGCUACCACCAGAAUUUGCAAAUACUAAUCUGACACUGGACGAUGCUAAGACACUUUUACGGAACAAAUGUGUUGAAGUAGCUGGAAAAGAAAAGGGCGAAGAAGCAUUUGUACAAAUUGAAAAUGCUGUAGCAACACUUUCCGAUUGUGCUACGAACAUACUUAACUUUACUGCACUUCAAGCGGAGAUUGACGAAGCGAGUCCGAAAGGUGAACUUGAUGUUGUUUUCAACAAGUAUUGUAAUAAACAACCUGAAGCGCUUAACUGUAUCAGUGAGUUUAACAAUAAAAUAGCGGCAUGCUUAGAUAAGGAUGAGAAAGAAAAUCAAGCCGUGGCCAUGCGUAUCGUGAAGAGCCUUUUAAGUUUCAUUUGCUACAAAGGUGGUGACCAAAUCGCAUUAUUUAUAGCUGAGAAAGGACCAGAGUGUCUAGACUCCAAAAAGGAUGAUAUACAGAAUUGCGUAAAUAGUACAUUUUCAGGAUAUAUACCUAAAACCGGAAUUGAGGAUAUAAAAUCCUUGCCAAAAUUUGUGAUGGGUGUCAAGCAAUGUGGAGAAAUGGAGCAAUUGGAAAAAUGUAUUGUACAAAAAUUGGAAUCAUGUAGCGAAAUUACCCCUGCUAAUAUAGUAGAAUCAAUGUUCCGCUUCAUUAAAAACGAAACUAUCUGUCACAGCAUGCCAAGGGUAGCAAAACAAGUUGUGACAAGUGGCGGUGCAAUGACACAACAGAUUGGGGGUAUUAUAUCGUGGCUCAUAGCCGUCAAUGCUAUGCUGCUUAUCAUAAAACGUUUGCAGUCAUAAGCUAUCAGAUUCGCGGGUUUAGAUAAAUAAAAAAAGGGGUGUACACCCUACAUGCAACGUUACAUAUUCUCCCAUGGAACAUUUUUAUUUUUAUUUUUUGUACUCGUGUUCGUAAUACUCAUGUAAUGCGGAUGUAUUUAGCGCACUAGGCAACAAUUUAUAAACUGGGUAUUUAAAUAUUUUAAUAAUAAUAUUUUCAGAGCCCAAUAAUUAUAAAUAUAGCACUGAUAUUAAUUUAAAUCUCUCUUUGUACGAAUACCCGGCUUAUAUUUUACUUUACAUUUGCUUAGCCCUUUAAUUAUACUUAAGGAAUAAAAUUUCCAAUUAAUAAACUAAAAAGUUUCGCUAAAACGGAAUAAAAAUAUAAAUUUUUACAAUUAAAAUAAUAAAUAUUGGUAUAAGGUAUAGAAAUAAAAUAACGCUAAUGUUUGCGAAAUUAUUGUAUUUUACGUAUAACUAAACAGAAAAGUCGAACAAUCAAAAGUUUUUAUUUUUAACUGCGAUAACACUUUUUUAUCCGACCAAGGUCUGGAGCUGUCGCAAGAUUCCCCGAAACCCAAUUCGGGAAAUAUUUUGCGGUUACAACAACAAUAACUGAAAAAAGCACUUUAUAAAAUCGGAAUUCCAUACGAGAAAAAAUACAAAUGUUUUUGUAAAUUAUAUUGUACGCAUACAAACCUAUGUAUUGUGCGAAAAAUGUGAAGUGUGUAUUACAAUUAAGUAGAUGGUUUGUACUUUUGUUAGCAACUACGUACCUAUGUAAGUAUCAUGUGUAUCACUAAGUAGUAUUGUAACUACCUGUAAUUGAAAUUGAUUUAUUUCAAUAAAGCAAAAUACAACCACGUAA
Molecule: messenger RNA, 2171 nt
Organism: Ceratitis capitata (Mediterranean fruit fly)
Lineage: Eukaryota; Metazoa; Arthropoda; Insecta; Diptera; Tephritidae
Product: 27 kDa hemolymph protein
Exons: 2
Coding region: 398-1324 (308 amino acids)
Source: RefSeq, a predicted model, not a curated record